GGGCAUGCAAAUCGUGAUUUGGCCGGCGUAGGCGAUUUUGGACCGAUUUACUGCCUGCAACCCUAACGAUCUUUGCUUUUUUGAUGACAUAAUCGACAUGCCGCAUAUGCGUGAUCAAAUUGAACGAUAAAAGUCACACAAUGACACAAGUCGCACGAUUCUGAAUCUCAUGUCUCAUUGUGAUAGUAUGUUCUGUUGCAGAGUCUGCUAUAAUUCAGAAAUAAAGUCUUAGAAGAAAAAAAUGGGAGUGCUUAUGAAUUUGCUGUGGUUUCUUUCAAGCGUCGCACGAGCGGUUUCGCCGUUCGUUCUUCUCUUUCUGGUUCUUCGCUGGUUUUUCCGCCGGUCAGAAAACCUCCCACCCGGUCCCCGCGAGCUACCGUUCAUCGGGUCUCUUCCGGCCAUCGUCUGGGGGCUGAUGAGGCGAGGCUUACAGCCGCACCAUGUUCUUGGGAGGUUCGCUGAACGGUACGGCCCGGUGUUCCGCGUCAACUUGCUCAACAAGACGGUGGUGAUGCUGGAUGAUUUCAAGUCGACAAAGGCGGCAUUUCAGCACCCACAGUUGAAUGACAGACCACCUGGGGCAUUGGGAAAAGGAGUAUCGGGGACCUCAGGAGAGCAAUGGAUCGAGAUGCGCCGAUUCUGCCUGAAUGUCCUCCGCAGUUUCGGCGUGGGCAAGUCGAGUUUCGAAGAGAAGAUCGGAGCCGAGGGUGAGGAGCUACUGAAGGAAAUGUCUGCGUUCCAGGGCAAACCCUUCAACCCGAGACCCCCGUUCGGCAGCGCCGUGUCCAACGUCAUCUGUUCGGUCGUGUUCGGGAAACGCUACGAUUAUGAAGAUCAAGACUUCAAGCGACUUUUGGCCUUGUUGAACAAAGUGAUCCUUUCGUCCGGAACUGGUGGAAUCGUGGUGUUUACUAAAGGCUUCCCUCGUCUGCCGUUUUUCAAGUCGAAGCUUAAACGGAUGCGAGCUGAUCACGCUGACAUCUAUGCGUUCAUACGUCGCAUCAUCGACUCCCACCGCUCCGAACUCGAUCCGCACAAUCCCAGCGACUUCAUCGAUGUUUAUCUCAUGGCGGUCCAACGAAAUGCCUCGAGAAAUGCCACUCCUACGGUUGCAAACGGAGCGACAGCCAAACCCGAAAAGUACAGCCACCUGAACGAGACAAACCUCCUCUACACGGUGAAUGAUCUGUUUUCAGCGGGAUCGGAGACCACGGUGACUACGAUGGAGUGGUGCCUUCUCUACAUGGCGAUCCACCCCGAGAUCCAGCAGCGAGUCCAGGCCGAGAUCGACGCCGUGGUCGGUCGCAACCGGCUGCCCAGGCUGGCCGACAAGCCGGGGCUGAAUCUCACCCGUGCCGUGAUCUGGGAAGUCCAACGCAUGGCCAGCAUCGUCCCCUUGGGUCUUCCUCACGUUGCCGCCUCCGACACGCAGUUCCAAGGCUUCUUGAUCCCAAAAGACACGAUUCUUGUGUCCAACCUGUGGCGGAUUAAUCGGGACCCGAAACUUUGGCCGGAGCCGGAGAAGUUCAAGCCGGAACGGUUUCUGAAUGACGAGGGCAAGGCUUUCAAACCAGAAGAGUUUAUACCUUUUGGUGUCGGUCGCCGUAUCUGUCUGGGUGAGCACCUGGCCAAGAUGGAGCUCUUCAUCUUCUUCAGCUAUUUCAUGCAUCAGUUCACCUUCCAGAAACCUGCCGACGCACCGCCGUAUACUCUGGAGGGAAAAUCCAGCAUCACCUUCUCGCCUCUGCCGUUUGAGAUUUGCGCCGUCAAACGCGAUUGAAGUUGGUGUAUACAGGCUUUUUAGGUGUGCACCUUGAAAAACAGAUUUUCAAAUUCAAUUGAUAAUUUUCUGGCAUUGCAUUAGUUAUGAGCUUUCCAAUGAGAUAUCGCACGAAAAAAAAUCGGUCCAUGACAAGUAGUCAAUUAAUUAAUUUCAAAUGUUGAUUUAAGAGCGGGACCCUCCUGUAAUCCGUUCUGAAUAGUGUGCGCAAUUUCUGAACUGGAGCGCGCCAUUUAAAACCAAUUUUAAAGCUGUAUAAAGGCCUGCCAAAUCAAACAAGACAAUAUGUUUGUUACAGGACAUGUAGGCAUAUUCCUUUAAAUUUCGUUCGGAAGAGAAAAUCGAAAUUUUAAAAAGCACGUAUAUACCAAAUUUAAAGGCAUCAUUUGCAUUUCAUGCAUUUUGUUCGUUUCGAAUAAUAUCACCACUCAAAAUCCAAUCGAGAAUGUUCAUAACCUAACAUGUAAAAGUUUCAGCUUAGUAGAUAUUAAAUUUUUCAGAAUAAAUGGUAAAAAAACCCCGCAUGCACAAACUUUUGAUUACAAAACACAAUUUCGUCAGUAGAUAUAAAUUUAUUUCCAACAAUCAGUCAAUAUUGACUGGUCAUUUACAUUUUCUUGAUUCCUUCUGAAUGACACCAUGUCGGAACGAAUCAUUAUUUUCACGUGUAGUGUCUAGUAUGCGAUCUUUAUUAACCUAAGUAAGCUUUUGAUGACAAUUCGGUAUACGGUUACUUUUGGGAUAAAUGCAAAUGAUUCUUUAUGCCUUUCGUUCGAAUUUGGAUAUGAAAGCCUGCAGUGGCAACUUAAUCGGUGUCCAAAACCUCGUUGUAUCUUAGUUUGUUUCUCUAAUAUGACGUAACCAUGACAUAGAGCCCCAAAAAAGAAAAAAAACCGAGUUUCCAAUUUUCUGCUGGCAGAAUUUCUAACUUUUUGAAGGUGCGCAACCAGCUGUUUUUGAAAUAUGGCAAGUCUGCUAUAGCAGCCUAAGGCGAAGUAAAAAAAAAAAGUUUCUCGUCCCAGCCCGCUUCCUUUUUGGAGGCCGCCUGGAUUUUUUUAUUAUUUUUAAUUUUUGAAAAAUGAAGUAGAAAAACAACGAAAACUGAGUCUACAAAUUCAUUGGAAAAUAAAUACCAAUACCAAUACAACUCUACACGACACUGUAAAUAUGUUCAGUUCUCUUGUCCAACUUGCCUUUCAUCUUUAAAAGUGU
This is a messenger RNA of Patiria miniata (bat star), 2992 nucleotides long. RefSeq names its product cytochrome P450 2J6-like. Gene Ontology annotation, molecular function: heme binding; oxidoreductase activity, acting on paired donors, with incorporation or reduction of molecular oxygen, reduced flavin or flavoprotein as one donor, and incorporation of one atom of oxygen; iron ion binding. NCBI's taxonomy places the organism in Eukaryota, Metazoa, Echinodermata, Asteroidea, Valvatida, Asterinidae. Gene Ontology annotation, cellular component: cytoplasm; intracellular membrane-bounded organelle. The record is from RefSeq and is a predicted model, not a curated record. The coding region runs from base 242 to 1780 and encodes 512 amino acids. The transcript has 3 exons. Gene Ontology annotation, biological process: xenobiotic metabolic process.